Messenger RNA from Penicillium longicatenatum, 369 nucleotides. RefSeq names its product chlorogenic acid esterase precursor. The record is from RefSeq and is a predicted model, not a curated record. The coding region runs from base 1 to 369 and encodes 122 amino acids. The transcript has a single exon. NCBI's taxonomy places the organism in Eukaryota, Fungi, Ascomycota, Eurotiomycetes, Eurotiales, Aspergillaceae.
AUGAUCAGUCUGCGGUACCAAUCCGAUUCCUUGACAUUCUUCUACUUUAACGCGGCCAAUUUCAGCAACAUUUCCCCUCGGCCAUGGGAGGGGGCAUAUCACACUUCGGAGCUCCCGCUGGUCUUUGGAACCUGGCAGGACUAUGGAGGUCCGGGUACCAGCUUUGAGGCGGCUGUAUCCGCACACUGGCAAGAUCUGUACCUGGCAUUCAUAAAAGAUCCCGUGCAUGGCUUACCUCGCUUGGGAUGGCCACCAUAUAACCCGAACGGCUCGGCUAAUUUGAUGGCUGCAAAUGAGAAAGCAGCUCAACUGAUGUCCAUAACCAAGCUAACGAAGGAAUGUGCCGGCAUCCCGGAAACUUAUGAUUAG